CAAAAGGCAGUUGUGGUUACCGUUAUUCCCGCAUGCACUCUUUCUUAUCCUGUCCCUUUCACUCUCGCCACACACUGAAGUAAAAUUUACACUCGAGAGAGGGUCACCGCUGCACAGAGGGAUUUUUCCAUGUUGCAUUGCACUUCUGGAUAAGCAUCUGCUCUGUUUGCUUGACAGUCAUCAUGGCCAGAUGUCUGGAUCUAAUCGUUCUAGUUCUAGCCUUUCAUACUUUAGCCCAGGAGCUGCCAUCAAGCCCACACGGUUGCACAGACGGAAGCUGUUAUCCAGCUACAGGGAACCUCCUCAUCGGGCGAGCUGUUAACCUGACCAGUACCUCCACCUGCGGCUUAGAAACACCUACGGAGUACUGCAUUGUCAGCCACCUGCAGCAGACAGAGAAGUGCUUCAUAUGUGAUUCUCGAAGACCCUAUGACUUCAACCAUCACAGAAUCAGCCAUCGUGUGGAGAACGUCAUCUACCUGAGAAAUGGUGGAGAAAAUUUUACAUGGUGGCAGUCUGUUAACGGAGAGGAGUAUGUAAGCAUCAGACUUGAUCUGGAGACAGAGUUCCACUUCACUCACCUCAUCAUGAAGUUUAAGACAUUUAGGCCUGCAGGCAUGCUGAUCGAGCGCUCUGUAGAUUUUGGUCAUUCAUGGAGGCCGUACCGCUACUUUGCCUACAACUGCAGCAGGACAUUUCCUGGAGUGCGUACACGGCCUCUACGGUUCAGUGACGAUGUGAUCUGUGAGGAACGCUAUUCUGACAUCGAGCCCUCCUCAGAAGGAGAGGUCAUUUUCAAAGUGCUUGAUCCUGCAAUCCCUGUCAGUAAUCCAUAUAGUUCUAAUAUUCAAGACCUACUGCGAAUCACUAACCUGAGGAUUAACUUUACCAAACUGCACACUCUGGGGGAUAACCUUCUGGAUCGUCGCCCUGAUGUGCUGCAGAAGUAUUAUUAUGCAGUGUAUGAGCUGGUAGUGCGUGGCAGCUGCUUCUGCUAUGGUCAUGCCUCUGAGUGUGCACCGGUUCCAGGGGUUCACACCCGAGACAACGGCAUGAUUCACGGACGCUGUGUGUGUAAGCAUAACACGGUGGGCCUGAACUGUGAGCGCUGCCAAGAUUUCUAUCAUGAUCUACCCUGGAGACCAGCCGAGCCAAAUAACCCACACACUUGCAGAGAGUGCAACUGUAACAGCCACUCCAACAAGUGUCACUUUGAUAUGGCGGUGUAUCUGGCCACGGGGAACGUCAGUGGAGGUGUGUGUCACGACUGUCUUCACAACACCAUGGGCCGCAACUGUGAAACCUGCAAACCCUUCUUCUACCAGGACCCAGCCAGAGAUAUCCGAGACCCCCGCGUCUGUGUUCGAUGUGACUGUGACCCAGUAGGUUCUCUGGAUGAAGGGAGGUGUGACAGUCAUACUGAUCUGUAUCUUGGAAUGAUUGGAGGUCAGUGUCGCUGUAAGCCCAAUGUCCAAGGGCACCGCUGUGACUACUGCAAAGAUGGGCACUACGGCUUCAGUCAAAAUGACCCUCUUGGGUGCCAACCAUGUAACUGUGAUCCCCGUGGCAUUAGCAUGAUGGGGCAGCCAUGUGAUCAUAUCAGUGGAGAUUGCUCUUGUAAGAGACAUGUGACAGGUCGCUACUGUAAUCAAUGCAAACCAGAGUACUGGGGACUCAGUAAUGACCAUGAAGGCUGUAGACCAUGUGACUGUGACUUUGGUGGAUCAUACAGCAAAAGGUGCAGAAUGGACAAUGGUCAGUGUGACUGUCGGCCUCACCUCAUCGGCCGUCAGUGCUCAGAUGUGGAGUCUGGGUAUUUCUGUGCUGCUCUCGAUUACCUUAUAUAUGAAGCGGAAAGGGCAGAUGGUUACUCUCCUGAUAGUGACAAUCUACCUGGAAAGCCUCGCCCUGCAGCUGUAAGUAACUGUGAACAGCAGCUCAAUAACCAGCUAAGGAGGCACAGACACCAUCGGCACAUCACCCAGCAGCAGAGAGCAGCUCUGAGACGCAUCAGGCAGCUUCAGAAGACUCCCGAUGUGACCAUUGUUGAUAGAGAGAGGUAUACAGAUCAGAUGGUUACCUGGACCGGGCCUGGCUUUGCUCGGGUUAAAGACGGCGCUGGCCUUGUGUUUACCUUUGAAGACAUCCAAUAUGCCAUGGAGUAUGACAUCAUGAUACGCUAUGAACCUGAGUCUACAGAAGACUGGGAAGCCAUUGUGAGUGUCACAUCUAUGUCACUGUCCACCAGUACUCGCUGUGGGAACCUGCUGCCUACUGAGCAGCUCUACACUGUCACACUGAUGCACAACAAGAGGUACAUCCUCAUGCCCCAGCCUUUCUGCUUUGAGCCCAACAACCGCUAUAUAGUGGCCAUCCGCUUUCAGCGCCAUGCAGUCUCACACAGACAUCUCACUGCUCACAUCCUCGCUGACUCGCUUGUAUUAAUCCCCCGUUAUGAGGAGCUGCCAGGGUUCCUGGGUAACGAUCCCUUGGCUGUGCAGCGGCGAGAGGAAAUGGUUCGCUACAUGUGUCUGGACUCCUUUAUGGCUACGCCAAUGCCGAAUUUGGCUGAGAUGUGUGUCAAAUUAAUCUGCAGCAUCUCUUCUGUCAUGCAUAAUGGAGCAUUGCCUUGUCACUGUGAUCCUCAGGGUUCACUGAGUGUCGAGUGUAAAAAGAUAGGAGGUCAGUGUCAGUGUAAACCCAACGUAAUUGGUCGUCACUGUGACCAGUGUGCACCCAGAACAUACGGAUUUGGGCCCUAUGGUUGUACUGCCUGUGACUGCCACCAUGAUGGCUCUGAUGCUCAGCAGUGUGACCCAGUUACAGGGCAGUGCCCCUGCAAGCCCGGGGCAUUUGGCCGGCAGUGCUCUGAAUGCCAGCAUGGUCACUGGGGCUUCCCAAACUGCAGGCCAUGCCAUUGUAAUGGACACUCAGAAACCUGUGACCCCCACACUGGUGCAUGCCUUGAGUGCAGGGACAACACAGCAGGCCAUCAGUGUGAGAAGUGUACAGACGGGUAUUAUGGCAAUCCAGUGCUGGGUUCUGGAGAAAACUGCCGCCCUUGUCCGUGCCCAGGUAACACUGGCAGCGGACAUUCAAACGCAGAAUCAUGCCACAUGCAACAUUCCAUUAACCAGAUCAUCUGCCACUGUAUGCCUGGAUACACAGGACAUCGAUGUGACCGCUGUGCUCCAGGUUACUAUGGCAACCCGGAGCAAAUAGAUGGAGCGUGUCGUCCAUGUGAGUGCAACGGGAACAUUGUGGCUGAAGACCCUGACUCCUGUGACCCCCGCACAGGCCAGUGCUUGAAGUGCCUUUACAACACAGACGGGCCCUCAUGCUCAGAGUGCAAGCCUGGCUACUAUGGCAAUGCUCUGGACAGAGACUGUAGGCGCUGUACAUGUAUGAGACUGGGAACAGACCAGGAGUACUGCAGUGAUGAAGGGUGUAACUGUGACAAACAGACCGGUGCAUGUCCCUGCAGGCCCAAUGUUGUUAACCAUAACUGUGACCAGUGUGCUGCCAAUCACUGGAACCUGGGCAUGGAUGAUGGUUGUGAAGCUUGUGAAUGUCAUCCACAGAACAGCUUCAGCUCACACUGCAACUUGAUUAGCGGACAGUGUCACUGCCGGCCCGGUUUUGGAGGCAGUCAGUGCACCGAAUGUGAGAUGUUCCACUGGGGCAAUCCAGCAGUGCACUGUGAGGAAUGUAAGUGUGACAAUCAAGGGUCGGUGACUGAUCAGUGUGACCGUAUCACAGGGGCAUGUAUGUGCAAAGAGUGGGCAGCAGGCCAACAUUGUAAAGAGUGUGCCCGUGGUUUUACCGGAGUUUUCCCCAAAUGUGUGUCCUGCCACCCCUGCUUCCAGCUUUGGGACAACAUUGUGUGCCAAGUAAGACAUAGCAUGGAUAGAAUCCGCCUCAUCGUAACUGAAAUCCUGGAGAUGGGCGAGGUGCCGGGUGUUGGUGACACCCGCAUCCGAGAGCUGGAGCAGACGCUGGCUAAGAUUCUGAAGCUGCUUGAGAAUGGAGAAGCAGACAGGUUAUAUGAGUUGAUCAAACAGACCACUGAAGACUUGAGUGUUGAGAUAGCUGUGACUGACGGCCGUUUGAUGGAGGCAGAGAGAGACCUAAAUGUGAUAAAAAGGCACAACAACAUUCAACAACAUAAUAUGACGUCAAUUGAGCAAGAACUCAGAGAUUUGAACACCACCCUCAAUCUGUUUCUAAGUGAUCUGAAGAAUCACAUGAGUGGUGGAAUUUCAGAUCUGUUAAAGGAAGUGCAGAAAUACUACAACAAGUCUCUGGCUGCUGAGCAGAGAUGCAAUGCUUCUGUUUUUGGGGCUCAGAGUCCUGUGGAGCAGUCUCGACACACACGCAACAUCACCGAGGUCUUGCUGGACCAGACAAAGGACAAGUUUAUGCGCAAUGUUACAGCUCAGAAGAAGUCCCUCUCUGAGCUCAAAAAGAAAGCAGAAGACAUGGAUGCAAACAUCCAUCACCUGAGUCAAAAGGUGUGUGGCAGCAGUGGCAAUGCGAGCACUGAUGGUUCAUGUCCAGACAGAUCUUGUGGGGGUGUUGGUUGUUUGGACAGUAAUGAUACACUGGUGUGUGGAGGGCCACAAUGUAACGGCACUGUUGGCGAGUCAAUCAGGGCGCUGAAGAAAACCAAUGAUGUCAGCAAGAACCUGACAGCUGUCAGUGAGGAUCUUAUGAACAUGGCUAAAAAGCUGAAGGACAUUGCCACACUCACUGAGAAUGUGAAAGCCCAGGCGAUGAACACGCUGAACAAAGCAAAGAAGAAGAAAGAGCUCUUUGAAAAAUCCAAUAAGCAACUUAAAGAUUUCAUCCAAACGAUCAGAGACUUUUUAACUGAGGAAGGAGCAGAUCCAGAGAGCAUAGAGAAAGUGGCUCAGCAGGUUUUGGCCAUCACGCUACCAGUUAAUCUGACUUUAUUGGACACUAUAUUUAUGCAGAUCAAAGACAGCAUUGCUAACCUCACCGACCUGGAUGGAGUCUUCAAUUACUCCACUGAGCAGCUGGCCAAAGUUAAGGAGCUGCUCAAUAGAGCCAACAAUGAACAGGAAAAGGCAGGGGGAAUUAGUGAUGUUAUUAAUAAGACUAAAGAGGCCAUGAACACCACUCAGGACGCCAUAGACAAUGCAAGGACAGCAAUAGAGCAAGCUCUGGAAAACCUCAACAGCACACAGAGCGUCACUGCAAUGGUGGAAGAUAAGCUCUUAAAUUUAGAGGCCAAUCUCAUGGAUAUGAUGAUGCGUUUGGCUAAUUUAUCCCAACAAGUACAUAUUUUGAAAAAUAAGACAGAACAAAACAGAGUGCAGGCAAAAGAAGCCAAGGAGCUAUCAGACAAUGCCACUCAGGCAGCCUCUGAACUAACAAAGGAUUUGUCACAUGUUGAGACUCGUUAUAAGGAACUAAAAGAUAAGGUUGAUGCUUUGGGAGGAACGGCAGCAGGUAAUUUUUUCCAGAAAGCACUGGACAUGAAGAAUGAGGCUGAGGAUCUUCUCAAGAAGGCCAACAAGGACAUGGAAACACUUAAAAAACUGGAGCGAAAACUGCAGAAGAACGAGCAGAGAAUGCAAAACCAGCGCGAUGAGCUGGCGGAGCUGGAAAGCAACGUCACAGAGAUCCAAAAUUUCAUCAGAGAAAAAGUCACUUUUUAUAACACCUGUCAGUAAUGAUCAAAACAACUAAUUCAGAACAUUAGGAUCUGUUUAGCCUGCUACAUUAACUCAGGAAUUUUGUCACUGUCAGUUAAAAGUAUUGUGAUUUCAAUGUGAUGGAGGGUCUACACAUUAUAUCACAAAUAUCAGCUUGAAGAUGUUUUAAGAAGGAAGAAGCUUGUCAGAUUGCCCUGUAUGUGGAACAAGCAACUGAUUAUAAAUAAACAAAAUAAUAAUUGUUUCACUAAAAUAAUUUUGACUUUAAUUAUGCAUAUUUCUAAAAAUCUGUUUAUAUUUAUACUAUUUCCAUGUACAUGGAAUCAAACCACCAUCAUGUAUUGUCAAACUCUUAUCUACUGAAAUGAUAACAUUUGUUACAAGUAUUGUUUAUACAUUAGGUGCUCAAGUGUUUAUUAUGACAAAACGUUACCUCUGUUUUUAGGGCAAUCAGAAACUUUUCUUUGGACUUCUAAGAAGACAUUGUCGAAAUUAAUAUGAGUGAAUUGUGGAGGUUAAUAAAGGUUUAUUUGCUACAAGA
Messenger RNA from Tachysurus fulvidraco (yellow catfish), 6219 nucleotides. It is a transcript of the gene lamb2l, whose product is annotated as laminin, beta 2-like. Bases 183 to 5696 code for a protein of 1837 amino acids. The record is from RefSeq and is a predicted model, not a curated record. The transcript is spliced from 35 exons. NCBI's taxonomy places the organism in Eukaryota, Metazoa, Chordata, Actinopteri, Siluriformes, Bagridae.